GCUUGAGCGAGGUACAUUACCAUGGCGUGGACCCGUCUUGCGUAGACAUUUCGCACCCUGAUCGCUGUCAUCUCUGUACCAUACACUUCUCAGUCCUGCGCUGGCCGCGGUUGUAACAUCAGCUAUAUAUCGUAAGUUGAUGAGUGGUGGACGAGACGAUCUGAUACACUAAUUCUGAUUCGCCUCACCAGCAAAGUCCCGCGUUGUUCUUCCGUGCGCUACGGUUCCAGACUCCGGUGUGUCUCUCACUGACCUUCAACAUCCCUAUGCACGCUGCUUGACGAGUUUCAAAGAUUGUUCUUUGCAGUCGCUGUUCGUUCUUUGCUUGACUCUCCUUUUCUAGCUGCGGUCUCAUCAGCAGCCAAGGCCCGCCCUUUUGCAUGGCUGCAGUCCUCGCCAAUGCCAGCAUCAUGCAAGCGCUCGAGGAUAUGUCCCAACCCAUCUCCCAAGCUUCCUCCCCGGCAUCCCCUGCUGCUUCAUUUCAUAACCAGCAAAUCCAAAUCUCGCUGCCAACCAUAAAUCUCAAUGGACAGGCUCGUUCGGAAAGCUCGACACAGCCGGGCACGCCGACCUCCUUCAGCACGAACAUUUCUUUGGACCCGCCUCUUGGCGUGUCCUUUGCAGACUAUCUUAGAGCAUGGUCAGAUAAUCACGUAGCACGAUGGCUAACGGACAUCAAGUGUGGUCACCAUGCACAAACGUUCAAGGCAAACGAUAUUCGGGGCGAUGUCCUGCUCGAGCUGGAUCAGACAACGCUCAAGGAGAUGGGUCUGGUUAGUGUUGGGGAUAGGAUACGAAUAGUAUCUGGAGUAAAGACUCUGAGGCAGAAGUGUUCAAGUAGUUCUGCCCUCUCCUCUAUUACCAAUCGUCCGCGAAGCGAUCACAGUCGUAACGGAAGCUUGGGCGAGAAUGGUUACGGGAACGGCAGAAAUAGUGGUGCUCGGAGGUUGGACAGUGGACGUCCGGCACCCCUACAUCUUACGCCACCCGCGGAUUCCAAUAACCUACCACGUAUCGUUCGCGAUGGCCAGGAUUCUUCGCGUUCAAACGCGCCUCCCAUCCGUCCCCUUCCCCAACCGAACUCUGCGGUAUCGAGUUCACGAUCAACUCUGCCACCACUUCCACCUCCACCACGAGGGCAACCACCUCAGCCACCGAAUGCACGGACACCUCGUGCUCUGCAUCCUCCGCCAAACCCGCUAUCGGGACGACGAACACCAACACAGCCUGAUGCACCUCCAUUCACACAUCAGCCUCUACCACCCGCUCCCGCUUCUCAACAUCUGACACCGACAACACAAUCACAAGGUGUCAACUGGCCCUCCUAUGAUUCACGUCAAGGGAGUGGAGGGAGUAGAACACCCUUGAGGUCGCCCUCACCAUUGCCUCCCCAACCAGUGCAAACUCGAAACAACAACAAUCGCUCGCCAAAUGGUACCGUUCAUGGCCGCAACGCGUCGUAUUCUGGUACGAAUACUCCCGCUCAAACGAACACGCCUAAACGUCCUUCGACAGGGAACGCGCCACAUCCUUAUGCGCAACUUCCUGCUCAGCAAUCCAGUUUGUCUCCAAUCCACGAAGCGUUUACUUCUCAGCGUGCAAUGUCUACCACACCGCCGCCUGCAUCCGCGAACCCGUACCGCAAUGUUCAACCACCCAACCGAUCAGCUACACCUUCGCAUAAUCCUUCUCUGGAUGAUUUGAGACGGAAAUUGAUCAAGUUUACACUUCCUGAGGAGGGCAAAUCUACAACGAUCAACGUUAUCGACUGUGCUGGAGGUGCGGAGGUACUGGAGAGGGCAUUGAGAAAGUUCGGCAAAUUGAAUCCUAAGCCCGGUGAUGAUACAUCGAUGAGUGUAGAGAUUGUUAAUGGAGGACUGAGCGUUGAGGGUUGGGGUGCUUUCCUCGACUGGGGUCAAGAAGAGUCCAGUGGCGGUCCUCUUUCUGAGGGACAGUUGUUGUCCAUUUGUCAUGCUCCACCGGACGAGCCAGCUCGCGAACAUGGAUUGACACUACGGCGACUGGGUAGGAAGGGGGCCAGAGCGUCACCUAUAAACACUGCAGCCCCUGCGAAAUCUUCUGGUAGCACCGAGAGUCUCAGUGAUUCUCUUCUCUCUCCUCCGGAUUCCAGUCAUGCAGCGCAAACAUCAGGUUUAACUUCCAUGGCCAUGAAACGCGCUAGUUCUAUCAGCAUCCUGAGUGGUUUGGGUGUACCAGUACCGGACCAGCAAUCUAAGUUGCUCUCUCCGAACGCUUCCCCGACUAAGAGCCCAUCCAAACGCGGGAAGCUUCGCAACUUCUUUGGACAGCGACCUCCUAGUGAGCUCAUCACUAACCAUCUAGCAGACUACUUCCCGAAUGCCGAGAAAAAGGUACUCGAGAGGACGAGGAGAGUCAGCAUGAUGCGUGCAAGUGGACUCGGUCCUCCCAACAGGAGGGACAGUAUCAUCUCAUGGAACCCGCCUUCUCGUUCAAGAUUCAGCGUUAGCACCCAGGGUUCUCACUUAGCUUCGUCUCCUAGGAACUCUAUCGCGUCUGGAUCUGGGUUCGCGAACGAGAAGCCGCCUUCACCUGAGCCUUCAGAGCCAGUUCACCAGGAUGAGGAACCACCAAGGGUGUCGAUCUCUACCGAGGAUGGUCCUCCGAUUGAGGUUACUCCCGAAGACGUUAGCGAGAAACCGAAAGCGAGCAAGCGACGGUCAGUCAUGUACUUACCACCUGUUGCGUUCCCCUCGGAGUCGUUGGCAGAGUCCAUGAACAUCCUCGACCAGCCUAUCAAUUCACGGCCAGUUUCGAGGGCUUUAUCGGCUACUUCUAUGUCGUCGAAGCGCAUGAGUUACAUUACAGAACUACGCAGUAAGCGUGACAAGUCUGAUACGGCAAGUCUGAUGACUGUGGACGAGAUUACUGCUGAAGUGGAGAGUCGAAGAGCGAGUAUGGAAAGUAGGAGGGAAAGUAGUGUGGGUACAGACUGGACAAAGGUGGAUGUUGAGGAUACUGACAAGGGAAGCAUCAUGGAAAUGCCGGAAGAGGAAGAACAAGAGAGUGAGGAGGAUGAAGAUGAAAAGGGCGAAGACGGCAGUGAUGCUACGAUUACUGAUGAGGAUGAGGAAGGUCAAGGAAAGCAAAUUACUUCACAUGGAGAACGGACUAUCAAGUGGAUCAAAGGUGCUCUUAUCGGUGCCGGUUCCUUUGGCAAAGUCUACCUAGGAAUGGACGCUUCGACCGGUCUUCUCAUGGCUGUAAAGCAAGUCGAGCUUCCGAGUGGAUCUGCACCAAAUGAGGAGCGCAAGAAGAACAUGCUCAGUGCGCUGGAGCGAGAGAUCGAAUUGCUCAAGGACUUACAGCAUGAGAACAUUGUCCAGUACCAUUCUUCCUGCAUUGACGAGGAUCAUUUGAACAUUUUCCUCGAGUAUGUCCCUGGUGGAUCUGUUACAUCUGUCCUUCGGAACUAUGGUGCCUUCGAAGAACCUCUCGUAAGAAAUUGGGUCCGACAGAUCCUGCUUGGCUUGAACUACCUACAUGAGCGAGAUAUCAUUCAUCGUGAUAUCAAAGGCGCCAACAUGCUCGUAGACAACAAGGGCGGCAUCAAGAUCUCUGACUUUGGUAUCUCCAAGAAGGUCGAGGACAAUCUGCUCCCUGGCAAUCGUGCCCAUCGCCCGUCACUCCAGGGUUCAGUCUUCUGGAUGGCCCCGGAAGUUGUUAAACAGACUGCUUACACCAAGAAGGCUGAUAUCUGGAGUAUUGGUUGCUUGGUCGUUGAAAUGCUAACAGGCGAGCAUCCCUGGGCUCAGUUGACCCAAAUGCAGGCCAUUUUCAAGGUAUGUGCUAGGCAUGCCUCACAUCUUCCGGAGUGUUCAUUCUGCUGUUCUUUAGAUCGGAUCCUCCGCUAAGCCACCGAUGCCGCCUGACAUCUCACCAGAGGCUGAAGACUUCCUGCAGAAGACGUUUGAGCUCGAUCAUGAAGCUCGUCCGAACGCUGCAGAGCUUCUCAAACAUCCAUGGGUCGCAAACCAAACAUCCCCGCUAGGCCCAUGACAUGUCUCCGUGCACCUGAUUUUCACUCAUACAUAUGUACUCUCUUUCUUCAUUUCUUCCCUCAACAAUUUCAUUCGGUGUUUUGGUUUACCUUUCGCAUUUCGCAUUCGCAUUAUCAUAGUUAAUUUGCUGUGUUGGUACCUUCUCGAUUUUCUCUGGAUCCCCCGGUUGCUUCGCUCUGCAUACUCUGUUGUGAAUUAGACGACGUACUCUAACUAUCGACACUGUGGUUACUCCUCCUGCUCUCGUUUCCUUUUGCCUGAGUUGGCUCUCUGCGCCGGACCCCAGUUGGGCGUUGGAUUCAUUUGGUACCGAACAAGAUUGACUUUGGACGCCGUGACCGACUCCGAAUGAUGUUUGAAGUUGGCCUCUUUCCUGCAGCAACAUCAGCAUAGCCAGAAGGUAUCCGAGAAGCAAGAAACUUACUUUGGCUCUUUCUGC
This is a messenger RNA of Somion occarium, 4479 nucleotides long. Lineage: Eukaryota; Fungi; Basidiomycota; Agaricomycetes; Polyporales; Cerrenaceae. The record is from the annotation of a GenBank genome assembly.